GUCUUUUGAAUGAUGAAAUCAAACAAAAAUCAUUAAUGUUGCAAAAGUCUGAUAAAAUGCUUGAAGAGGAAAUUACAAAGAAUGCAAAGUUACAAGAAGAAUUAGCCCAAAAAUUAGAAAUGUUAAGAAAGAAUGAUCAGAGAUUUGAGGAUGAAGCAAAAGAAAGAGAAGAACUAAAAAUACAACUAUAUUUAGAAAGAAAACCCUUGCCUGCUCUACCUAAAGAAGAAAAUAAUACUUUAACUAAGCAAAACACUUUCAAGCAAUUAAAAACAAAGACAAGAGUCAAGGUUCAGCAGUUGCAGAAAUUAAUCAAAAGAAAGAAGUUUCACAGUCAAGCACUUGUUACUAAAAUAGAAGUUCCAGUUAAGUAA
Funneliformis caledonium is the source of this 374-nucleotide messenger RNA. Lineage: Eukaryota; Fungi; Glomeromycota; Glomeromycetes; Glomerales; Glomeraceae. The record is from the annotation of a GenBank genome assembly.